CCAGCCCUGCUGCCUGCAGGAGCCUCACGCUCACACAGUUAUUGACUCCAGAGGAGGAGCAGCGGUCCAGCAGUCACUGAGGCAGCAGAUUCAAGAGCAGCCGACACUCCCUGUCCACUCCUGUGUGAGGUGGCGCUAGACACUUUGACAGGGAGUUCAAAGACCAAAAGACGAGCGCGACGGGAGGAGGAGGACCGAGGGAAGCAGAGGAGGAGAGCAGCUCUUCCAUUCGCUCCGCGACCAUGUUGCUCCUGGACGAAUCCGAGUCGUUCGCAGAAUCCUGUCAGUUGUGAAUGAUAGCUGUGUGACUUCAAGUAUCAGUGCUCAGUACAGUUAAAUGGGGCGAGGUGGCAGCGGACGGCCAGAGGAGCGCUCUUCAUUGAUCUGAUGACACAGCUGCACUGGAUGUACUGUAACCAGUCCCACGGCGCCCCCUUCAGCUCCGAGAAUGAGGCUCAGGGAGGGGACCCCGCUGUGUGGCAGUGCACUCCUCCCCCAUCUACCUCACCUUCGGGGGACACGCCGGCCCACCCGCCCCUCUACCAGCCAGCGUCCAGACCCCGCUCCAGGCCGGCCAGCCAAAUGCCCUCCCCUCCCUCCGCCCUGUCGGGAACCAAGAAGAGAAGCUCCAAACCGGCGCACAUGAGACGCAACAUCAGGAAGCUGCUGAGGGAGCAUCAGUUGGAGGCAGUGACCAAAGCCGUCCAGCAGGAGGAGCUGGAGAGGAGGCGACGCCUGGACCAGCAGAGAAAACAGGAUUUCCCCGUACCGCUGCUGCCUGAAUACACAACUGGCGAUGUGGCCAAGCACGUGUCCUCUUCAUCGGCCUCAGCGGCGUCACUGCAAGAAGUGAAGUCGGCCACACUCUGCUUGGACUCCCCCAGCACCGGCAUCAGCGAGGACGGCGGCAGGACUAAGGCGCGCGAGUCCUCGACCACGGAGCACAGGCGCAAAACAGACGUGAUCGACCUGAGCUCGGGCGAGGACGACGACGCCGACGACGCCGACGCCGACGACGCCGUCCACAUCGGCAGCGAGUCCGCCAACGAGGAAGAGAGCGAGAGCGAGCCGAGCGGCAUCCACGCCAACGACGCCCUCAACCGACCCGACGAGCGGGGCAGGGUGUUGGUCAACUUGAGCCACCCGGCUGCGGAGCCGGACAUUUUCCUUUCACCUCAGCUGGCACGGGCGGUCAAACCUCACCAGAUCGGUGGAGUCCGUUUCCUGUACGACAACCUGGUGGAGUCGGUGGAGCGCUUCGGCAGCGGCAGUGGAUUCGGCUGCAUCCUGGCUCACAGCAUGGGCCUGGGCAAAACGCUGCAAGUCAUCUCCUUCAUCGACGUCCUGUUCCGACACACCCAGGCUCACACCGUGCUCGCCAUCGUACCUGUGAACACGUUGCAGAACUGGCUGUCAGAGUUCAACACAUGGGUCCCGCCCCCGGAGGCGUUGCCCCCGGAUACAGACCCCGCGCUGGUGACGCCUCGUGCCUUUAAUGUUCACAUCCUCAACGACGAGCACAAAAAUACAGCUACCAGGGCCAAGGUGGUGGAGGAGUGGGCAAAGGACGGCGGAGUGCUGCUGAUGGGCUACGAGAUGUACCGCCUCCUGUCGCUGAAGAAGAGCGUCGUGGCCGGGAGGAAGAAGAAGAGCAAGAAAACAACAGGACCUGUCAUCGUUGACCUGGACGAAGAGGACAGGCAGCAGGAACUGCUCAAAGGUAUCGAGAGAGCCUUAGCCCGGCCUGGUCCGGAUGUGGUGAUCUGUGACGAAGGCCAUCGCAUCAAGAACUGCCACGCCAGCACCUCCCAGGCUCUGAAGAGCAUCCGAACUCGCCGCCGCGUGGUCCUGACCGGCUACCCGCUCCAGAACAACCUGAUCGAGUACUGGUGCAUGGUCGAUUUUGUCAGACCCGACUUCCUUGGUACACGCCAGGAGUUCAGUAACAUGUUUGAGCGUCCCAUUCUGAACGGGCAGUGUGUGGACAGCACGCCUCAGGACAUGCAGCUGAUGAGGUACAGGAGCCACGUCCUGCACAGCCUGCUCGAGGGCUUCGUACAGAGACGAGGCCAUGACGUCCUGAAGGACCAGCUGCCCCCGAAGGAGGAGCACGUAAUCCUGGUGCGUCUGUCUCCCCUGCAGAGGGCGCUCUACACCGAGUUCAUGAACCGCUUCAGAGAGGCAGGAAACACUGGCUGGCUCAGCCUCAACCCACUGAAGGCGUUCUGUGUCUGCUGCAAGAUUUGGAACCAUCCGGAUGUCCUGCACGAGGCCAUACAGAAGGAAAACCUGGCGAGUGACCAGGACCUGGACCUCGAUGAUCUGACCUCCACGGGACCCGCCCGCUGUCCAACCGCACCCAGUCAAAAGUCCAAGGCCCUGGAGGGUGCGAACCCCGCCGGCGGACUGAGUCUCAGCCAGCUGCAGGAGAAAGCCAACCAGGUCAUCACCUACGAAUGGUCGAAGGACAUCAUGUAUGACUACGAACCCGGCAUCCUGGAGAACUCCGCGAAGAUGGUGAUGCUGUUCCACCUGAUAGAGGAGAGCGUCAGGAAGGGAGACAAACUGCUCGUCUUUAGUCAGAGUUUGUCCACGCUGACGGUGAUUGAGGAUUUCUUGGCCAAGAGGCCGGUGCCUCCCUCACCCAACACCUCCGGCAGUGGUAGACCCAAUCAGAACUGGGUCCGCAACCUCAACUACUACAGACUGGAUGGAAGUACGACGGCCUCCGAGAGAGAGAGACUGAUAAACCAAUUCAACGAUCCAGCCAACACCUCUGUGUGGGUCUUUCUGCUCUCGACCAGGGCUGGUUGUCUGGGUGUGAAUCUGAUCGGGGCGAACCGCGUGGUGGUGUUCGACGCCUCCUGGAACCCGUGCCAUGAUGCCCAGGCCGUGUGCCGCGUCUACCGCUACGGUCAAAAGAAGCCGUGUCACAUCUACCGACUCGUGUGUGACUUCACGCUGGAGAAGAAGAUCUACGACCGGCAGAUCUCCAAACAGGGCAUGUCAGACCGGGUGGUGGAUGACCUGAACCCCGUGCUGACCUUCACCAGGAGGGAGGUGGAGUCUCUCCUUCACUUUGUGGAGGAGGAGCCGGACCCCACCCAGGUCCUGCUGCAGCCCCAGGACCGAAUGGAGAGUGUUCUCCGAAAGGCGCUGCACCACUAUCCUCACCUAAUUACCAAGCAACCAUUCCACCAUGAGUCCCUGCUGAUGGACCGCCGGGAGCUGAAGCUGAGCAGCGCUCAGAAGACAGCUGCUAAGAAGGGCUACGAGGAGGAGAAGAGGGCCUCUGUGCCGUACACCCGCCCGUCCUACGCUCACUACUACCCGGCCAGUGACCAGAGCCUCACCAACAUCCCGGCCUUCAGCCAGAGAAACUGGCGCCCUCCCCCUCAUGCAGAGGAGAAGCCCGUGGCCAGUGUCCGGCCAGUCCAGUCCACCCCCGUUCCCAUGACGUCCCGCCAGACGUGUGAAGACUCUGCCGCAGACGACUCACCCGGAUCCAGCCUUGGAGGAUUCCCAGUUAGCUGCCUGCAGAAAGCCGGGGUGUUUGUACAGAAGAUUGUCACCACUACUGACAUAGUGAUUCCAGGUACCAACAGUUCAACAGAUGUCCAGGCCAGAAUCGAAGCUGGAGCGAGCAUCCACAUCAUCAGGGGCACCAAAGGGACCUACAUCAGGACAUCAGAUGGACGAAUCUUUGCCAUCAGAGCAGCUAAUAAGGCCAAGACUGCUGAGGGGAGCACGACAGCACCACCCAAAGACUCGCAGACCCCACCUGUCGACGUUUCAACCAACGGCAGUCCGUCACCUGACAAGAAGCAGCGGGUACCCUCCAAGUCUUUGCCCCGCCCUCUUUCACCUGACGGCCCAAAGAUCCUAGACGAGCUGCAGCGCUACACUGCCACAGUCUCCGGGGCUCAACCAGGCAGGGCGGCAGAGAGCAACGCGAACAACCCGCCUUCCACCAAACUGCCUCGAACCAACGGCGGCAGCAGGAAGAGUUUUCCCAGUGGAGAUGUGAGCCACCACGAUGCCUCUGUGACUAAUGUAAUCCAGCCCAAGAUUGACGCCACUGCCGCCCAAGACCUGAGAACGGGCCCCAAACGCAAAGCCUCCUCCUCGCCUCUGGAUGUGCAGCCCAGCAAGCAGCGGUCUGCGGGCAAACACUCCUCAGCGUCUCUGGCCCCGCAAGGCUUCCCCUUCACUGGGGGCUACGGCCUCCCUCCCCUGGGCCUCAACCCAACCAUGUUGAGUGGGUCGCUGGGGCACCCGCUCUUUGUCGGGGCUGGUUCGCCUUACUUCCAGCCCCCCCACACUCAACUGGGGGACCCCAGUUACAUGUACACAGAUCUGUUUGGCUUGGGCGGAGCCAGCGCAGCCCCCACCUCCUCUUCCUCCAUCUCAGCGAUGACGACCACCGCCGCUGCCGUGUCAUCUUCCUCCUCCUCUGCAUCAGUCAAAGCUGCCAGUUUGGGUCCAGGUGCCCUGCCACCGUUCAUGCUGAGCCCCAGCAUGGCGGGCAUGGCCGGGAUGCUGCCCAAUGGCUUCCCCCUCUCUUACAAUCAGUCUCUGGCGAGCCUCUACACAGGGUCAAUGCUCCCGGGGGGGCUGCCAGGGCCAGCUGCCACUCCAGGCCCCGCAGGAGCCAGCUUCCUGUCCCAGUAUCCUCCCACCGCUGCCUCCAGCUCCUCCUCCUCCUCCCCUUCCUCCUUCUCCUCCUUAGCACUGUCCGAGGGCCACCGGGGUCCAGUUCUGGUGAACGGCGGGCAUGUCAGCAGCGCCGACAGCUCGGAUGACGACGAUGAUAUAAUUGAGGUGAGCGGACAGUGACGGGUGAAUGAUGUGGUCGUCUGAAAAAAGUUUGAUUCGGUUUAAUAAUCAUCACAAUAGGAUUAAAUCCUAUUUGGCAGGAUACAGGCUUCAAAGGGCCUGUGGCCAAGGCUGUGAGGGAAUUGGACACAAAAAUGAAAUGCGGUGAAGUGAUGACAGCUGAGCCCCUGCUCACGUCUGUCAGACGUCUGUUCUGCCUUGGAAAAACAGUCCCAGUAGAGAUUGAAUACAGAGACUGGAGACGUCUUGAUGCUGAAUAUCAGAAGAUGAAACCCGAGGAAGAAAAGAAAAGAAAAAAGCUUCAGAAGGACGAGGAAAAUGAAAAUCACAGGACUUUGGGCUUCCAAGUUUUUUUUUGUUCAAUACUGGCAUUGAGAUACUAAUCACUGGACUUACAGUAGUACUGCUGAUUGUGGGCCUGCAUUGAGCACACAUGGCCACUAGGUGUCCUGUUAACUUUAGAGCUUCUAGUUCUGCAGCUUUGUUAAAUGUCAUGACUCUUUUGCUUCACUCAGCUAAUUAAACAAUGUUAGGAUGGUAUCGCUUAUAUAUAAAAAAAAGUUUGAUAAUUGAGUUAGCUGGUAGUUACGUUUGUUAAAUAUCAGUAACUGAAAUGGUAUUGUUUGUCACUUGUCUAAUAUUGCUACUGAAUAUUUCUUAAGAAGUUCAAGGUUAAAAGAUCAAACGGAAGUUUGAGAAAGCAUUUUGAUUGAAGUUAAGAAUUCACUGCCAGGACGAGUGGUAACGUACAUUUUUGUCCUUGAACAAAGAAAAAAAGAGAGGGUCAUGUCGAAUUAUUGAAGAAGCAUUUUAAGGCUUGUUGAGGAUGGGGUUUAUGUCCAUUACUGAAACUUUAAAACUCUAAUGAAAGAAUGUAUGCUAAUCAAAUGCCUUUUAAACCAGGCCUUUUUUGACAAGACUCCUAUUUAGGCAUCAGAUGUGGGAAGGUCUGAUUUUGUGUGUGUGUGUGUGUACGUGUGUGUUUUUUCUAUUCAUGUAAUCUUUUACUUUUGAAAGAAAACGAUUGCCUAAAAAUAGCCAGGUGAAAAUGAGAAGAAAAACAAACUGUGUGAGGUGUCCUCCUUGUAGCGGGGAGAAACAACCAACAGAAAAUGCCUUUUUGCCUCCAUCUUUCUGAAUGUUAACUGUGAGAGAGGAGAGGUAAAGGGAGACAGACGCUCACCGCGGCUCUCUGAAUCUCACCCACAGUCUUACUGUAGCCUAGAGAAAAACGAUGCAAAACACUCACUCAAGCCUAUAUAUGUAUUCGUACAAACCCCAGAGGAAUUGAGCCCGGAAAUUCCCGAGUUAAUGUUUUUUUCCGCUCGUGACGUUCCUUUGUCCGUAUCUGUGCGUUGUGUUCUGUAAGGGUUACAAAAGGAAUGUUUAAAAAAAAAAAAGUUCAAUGAAUAGAAGCUGCCGUUACUUGGUCUGGUGACUCGUACUGACACAGAUUCCACACCUCUGCUCGGCUGUUUGUAUUGUAUUUCUCAGUCUCAACCUAUUGUGACAACAGAGGUCAGUGUGAAACCAAACGAAUUUAUUGUCAAAGAAAAAGAUGAUAUCUUGAGAGAUGGUGCAGCGUUGCCAAAAACAACAAAAGACAACGAGAGACACGAAGGCACGUCAGCGACCUCCAACAAAACGGAUUGUGUCCGAAGAGACCAAAAAAAAAAUGCUGUCAACAAUUUGAAAUACGCCCCUCAGCAGCACGCUCACGCUACAUCAUCCACUCAGUCCAGACGUAGAGGUCCAUCUCUCUGUGUGAGCCUGCAGGUGACACGAGACUCUGCACUGCACUGAGACAAAGACACACAAAUCUGUGCACGGCGGUAGACCGGGCUGAACGCUGGGAAAAAGAGAUCACGAGACCAGGUCCCCUCCGGACGAACCACACACCAUCGCUCUGCUGUUCCAAAAGAUCCCCUCCAUUAACCGACGGACUACGUCCGGCACUGUCCCUGUGCAGAAAAUCUUCUCCUCCGAAAAUGGCUGCAGAGCAAGAGCUUCUUUUUUUUUUUAAAAAACAGCAGCUCUUUCGCUGAAAGCAAAACUCAAAGAUUAAGCAUUUACUGUCCUUUCUCUUCCAUGUUUUUGUUCUUCAUACUGAAAUUGUUAGUUUACUUAUGUUUUUCUUUUUCUUUUUUUUUGUUCUUCUCUUUUUACGAUGUUUGAAUUUACCAAAUUAAUUUAUUUAUGACGGUGCAUAUUUAUUCAUUUUUAUUUUUGUACAAUGUUUUUUUUUUGUUGUUGUUGCUUUUCUUCAUUUGUAAAAUGAUUUUGGUCAUAUAACUAUUGUUGUUACUACAGAUGGAAAAGGCUUUGGGUUUUUUUGGGGUGUUUAUUUUGAAGUGACGAUCGGCCAAUCUGAUCCAACACAUGUGAACCUGUGCAGAACUUGCAUUGUGGACCAACCAACUGGUGUGUUACUGUGCACAUUAAUAUCCAGGAAUCAUUUCUUUGGGAAGGAUGGCGUAAUUAUCAUAUCCCGUUUACAAUAAUGCUGAUCAACUCUUGAUUAUGACAAGAAAAAGGACAUUAGGGAUUAUAUUGAUUUUCACCGUGAUGAGUUCGGAAUCCUUCAUCGGAGCAUCCUGAGCAAGCAGCAUUCGGGAUACAUAUCUAAGUGUGUGUAUCUGAGUAAUAUGAGCCAUUUGUGUGCAAGUAAAUGAAGCUCAUUCGCAGGUAAUGGGUCAAAAACCAAGGCAGUCGUAUCACUCGUUAAGUGAAAAGAAAAAAUUGAUAUCAAGUGCUUCUCUUUCCUUUCCUUUAUUUGUUGUUGUUCAUUACCAUAUCCUCACAAAUGUCCGUCUGUGUCACCCAUACGGUGGAACACGAGCGAGUUUCCUCAGUGUUGAUCUGUUUGGUUGUCAGCUCAGCGUUUUGCUGACUUUUAUUUCACAGCUUUCUACUUGAAUUUUCAUAUUUAUUUAUACAGAUCCAUUCGGUUGGACAAGCUGAGCCGACUGUCUGAAUUCCAUUUUAGCCGAGGAGAAGAUUAAAGCUGCUGUCUUUGAGGAUUGGCUCUCGUCAAAGCCCGUUGUGUCGAUUAUCAAUGGAUAAUGUGUAUGUCCUUGGAUUACUUUUAAAUCCUUUUUUUUGUUUUUUGAAGUUUGUAAAUAAAAAGAAACAUGUUCCAAAUAA
Messenger RNA from Scophthalmus maximus (turbot), 7980 nucleotides. RefSeq names its product helicase ARIP4-like. Lineage: Eukaryota; Metazoa; Chordata; Actinopteri; Pleuronectiformes; Scophthalmidae. Bases 388 to 4836 code for a protein of 1482 amino acids. The transcript has 23 exons. The record is from RefSeq and is a predicted model, not a curated record. Gene Ontology annotation, cellular component: nucleus. Gene Ontology annotation, molecular function: ATP-dependent chromatin remodeler activity; ATP binding; ATP hydrolysis activity.